Messenger RNA from Rhinichthys klamathensis goyatoka, 3138 nucleotides. Its product is annotated as cilia- and flagella-associated protein 69-like. Gene Ontology annotation, cellular component: non-motile cilium; sperm midpiece. The transcript is spliced from 22 exons. The record is from RefSeq and is a predicted model, not a curated record. Bases 291 to 2894 code for a protein of 867 amino acids. Gene Ontology annotation, biological process: response to odorant; olfactory behavior; positive regulation of flagellated sperm motility. Lineage: Eukaryota; Metazoa; Chordata; Actinopteri; Cypriniformes; Leuciscidae.
GUUAUAGUGUGGAUGCAUGAAAGUAGUCGCGUUUCUUUAAAAAUGUUUGCUCAGUUUAUUAUGUAAAUUAAGAAACAGAGAGGUGAGCUUCAGCUUUGCGUUUGAAGGGGAGGUUUGUCUCGAGCGGCGCUCCGUAGCUGCACGCGUUACUAUGGCGACCGCAGCGCGUCCUGAUCCGCCUAUAAACACCAGCCGAUAUAAACACCAGCCGCUGCUGUUGCUGUUCAUGAAGGGUUCUGAACAUGAGACUCGAGCAGUGACUCGUGCAGUGGAUCAGACUGAGAUCAGACAUGCUGUCCAGCGCGCCGCCCGCGAGGAGCUUCCUUCAGAAACGCGUUGUGACCGACAGAAAGUCUGAGGCUGUGGGACUCGCGGAUCUCUCGAGAGUCAUUCAGCUGCUGCAGGAUCCGCUCUCAUCGUCGUUAAAAGAAAGACAGAUUUUCAUCUUGAGGAAGGUGGUAAAAAGAUGCCAGCGUGGAUUUCUUUUGAGGGAUCUCGCUGACAUAUGUAAGAUUCUGAACCUCUGUGCGGAAAGAGUGACGGAUCACCCGGAAUAUGCCAAAAUCCUCUGUGAUUUACUUCAGAUCUGCGGUCUUCCCUUCCUGAAGGAGAGAGCGUCGGAUGAGAUGAAGUUCGCCGCUGUGGCCGCAAACUGUGUGUCUCAGAUGGGUUAUCUGAUGAGGAUCCCGUUGCCGGAGGUCAGACAGCAGAUCUGCGCUUCUGUUAUAUCCUUCUAUAGCCACGACACACACACACACAGCUCUGACGGUGUCUAUCCCACGCAUGUGGACUACCGAGGGCUGAUGGUGGAGCGCAGUGGUCUGGCCGAGACCCUCGUCAUGUCACUGGCCCUGAUGGAGAACCAGCUGUCAAUCAAACUGCGUCUCCUUCAGACCCUGCAGAUCCUGUCCAGGACAUCAGAGGGGAACUGUAGAGUAAUGCUGAGAGCUCGGGCUGCGCAGAAGAUCUGCUUCCACAUGAGUGAGUGUGACCCGACCGGACCGGUUCUGUUCCGCUGCUCGGAGAUCCUGUGGAACCUCCUGGAGAACGGCUCUCGGGAAGAGCUGACGGCCCAGCUCAGCAACACCGACUGCAUCGCAUCUUUGAAGGAAGCAUUUCUCCAUCAGCUUCUCAACGGUUUCCGGCAUUAUGAUCGUCAGCUGAGGAACGACCUGCUAGUGUUGCUGUCUCUGAUCGCAUCGAACCCGAGCGCUCCUCUGAUCGAGAGCGGGUUUGUCAAGCAUCUCACGCUGUUUGUCACGUUCCCUGAGCUGAAGAGUCACAAUCCUCUGGUGCGAAACCUCAAGCUGUCCUUCAACCACGAGGACUUCGAGAUGAAGAAGCUCUUGUUGAAUGUGAUCGUCGUCCUGUCGAGAGAUCUGGCUGCCCUGCAGCUGUUUAGGGAGGGCCGGGUGAUGCUGGGCCUGAUGCUCCUGAUUAAGCCCCGGGCCCCGGAGCCCCGGAGCAGGUGCAGUUGGACCCCCGGCCAGCAGGAGGAGCUGCAGCUGCAGGCGUUAGCGUGUCUGAUCUCUCUGGCUCCGCUGAUGCUGGACGACUACAUGACGUGUCAGGGGAACACACUCCUGCUGCUGCUGCUCGACUGGUGUCUUCAGGAAGACUCCUUCAGUGGGCGGGGCCACAGUUUCCAUGGCAGCGGUGGGCGGGGCGGGAAGAAGGCCCAGAUGAGGUACUGUGUCCGAGUGCUCAGAUCCGUGGUUUCCCUGGACCUCGAGGCGCUCCGGCAGGAUCUGUGCGAUCAGGGGGCGAUCGGGCAGCUUCUGGGGGUGCUGCGCUGGUUCAUAGGGAGACCGGAAGCCGAGGAUGCCGUGUCUCUGGAGAUUCAGAUCGACUCCCAGUUCAUUCUGUCUGACCUCUGUGAGGGAGACAUGCACAGGAAGGAGUUGUUCGGCAGUGACGGUGUGGAGAUGCUGAUUCAGUAUUUGAGUUUGGACGCUGCUCUGAUCUACAGCGGUUUGGGUCAUAAUAAACUGCUGCUGUCCACCGUUGACUGCGUUUGGUCAUGUGUUGUGGGCUGUUUCGGGACGGAGGACAUGUUUGUUGCGGGAGGUGGAGUUGAUCUGCUCCUUCAGCGGCUGCAGCGGAGCCCCAGACACAUGCUGAUUGCGCUCAUCGGGACUCUGCUGGAGCUGUGUGAGAGUCAGCGGGCCGUCACGCGUGUGCAGUGCUGGCGUGGCGAGAGAGACGUCACUGCGCCGCAGCUCCUGUUGCAGAUCUGGAGGAGCGAGGAGGAGGAGACGGGCAUAACACGAGACCGGCACGGGGUGAUUGCAGUCGUGGAACGCUCGGUUGUGUCUCGGCAUCAGGAUGAACCGUCAUCAACAUCAUCUUCACGUGACGUAAGUCCUGCUGUCAGGGAUGUGUGGGAAAACCUGCAUGCGAACAUCUACUGCAUCUUCUGGAAACUGGGAUUUGAGCAGCCGUCGGGUUUGAGCGCUGAAGACCUCGUCACACUCAGCAUCAUCCGCAGAUACCUGGACUUCAAGGUGGGAGAGGUUUUACACGAGGUCUGGACUGAGCUGUUGACCGAGGGAGUGACGCCCGUCUCGUCUGAUGAAGAAGCCCUGAAGAGCCUUCGACAGGUCAGCGAUGACACGGUGAAGAGCGUGCGCUCUCUGCAGCAAAGCAUUCUGGGCCGUCAGCAGCAGGAGGAGCUGCAGGAGGAGAAGCUGCUGUAUGAAGAGAUCGGCUUCACUCAUAAGCAGAGAGAGAUCGCGGCAGAAGCCUGGAGGAGUUACGUGGCCAGAACCUCAAACUACAGCGUCCUGAAGGAGUUCAAGCGUCUGCGGGAGGAAUGGAGCACCAGCGGCCCCGACGCUCCAUCAGAACCGGCCCUCGAGGGACCCGAGACACAACACACCCUCUCAGAUCAAUAAACCCAGUCCCAUACGGCGAGUUCAGAGCAACCUGAAGUCAUUUCACAACAUAUAUACAUUUGAUGCUUUUCAGAGACAUUGAUAUUUCUCAUGUUCCGCAGUCUUUGCUCCUACAGCAUAUGUUUACAUGCACAGUUUAUUCUGGGCGUUUGAGCUCCGAGACCACAUGUAAAUGGCACCAUCGUAAUUGAUGAAGAGAAAGCAAGUGUUUCUGGCUUGCUAACCCGAGCGCAUGUGUACACCG